AUGGAAUACUUUUGCAGCUCGUUGGCGAUUCUAAUGAGCUGGGCCGUCGCUGUCCUGGGCCUUUUGUUGGGUCCGCCGGCCCGGCAGAACCAUGCGGAUAGAAGAUCUCCGCCCGUAGCCAUGAACAAUCCACUGGCACGAUUCAACCCGUUCAACCCGUCGCCGAAUGAGCCAGAGUCGGCUCUCACGAACGGCAUCGACGAGCUUCUCAAGGACGCCCCGCUGCCUGUCAAGGUGCUCGGUGGUCUCGUCAAGCCGCUGAUCGCCGGGCUCGGGGCCGCACUGCAAGAGAGCCAGGCCCAGGGCGAGUCGCUGCUGCAGGAGGCGCAGGGGGCCCUGCGCGCGGACUCACGGGUGGCAUUGCUGCUCGGCGGCGACGUCGUGGUCGGCGCUACCUUCUCGCAGUCUUCGAGCAACGUGAACGGCGCUGUUAGUCUGGCGCUGCAGUGCCAGCUCUCAGGGAAAAAGGGGGAAGGGGUGGUCUCCAUCCGCGGCCAGGGUGGCAACGGAGAUGUGUAUGUCACAUCUCUGGUGGUGCAGGCGAAUGGGCAACAGUUCGAGGUCCCGACGCUGCGCGGCGGCGGUGGCGGAGAUGUUAGUGGAGGAGCAGGUGGCAGCGGUGUCAUCGACAUCGAGGUUGUUCAGUGA
Molecule: messenger RNA, 648 nt
Organism: Emiliania huxleyi CCMP1516
Lineage: Eukaryota; Haptophyta; Isochrysidales; Noelaerhabdaceae
Exons: 1
Coding region: 1-648 (215 amino acids)
Source: RefSeq, a predicted model, not a curated record